Neoarthrinium moseri is the source of this 465-nucleotide messenger RNA. RefSeq lists its product as uncharacterized. Bases 1 to 465 code for a protein of 154 amino acids. Gene Ontology annotation, cellular component: mitochondrial matrix. The record is from RefSeq and is a predicted model, not a curated record. Gene Ontology annotation, molecular function: 5-aminolevulinate synthase activity; pyridoxal phosphate binding. Gene Ontology annotation, biological process: porphyrin-containing compound metabolic process. Lineage: Eukaryota; Fungi; Ascomycota; Sordariomycetes; Amphisphaeriales; Apiosporaceae. The transcript has 6 exons.
AUGGCGUCCGCAGCUGCUUGUCCCGUCGUUGGCACGACCAACAGCACUCUUCCCCCGUCCCACCCGGACAUUGACCUCUCGAAGCCGGGACAGACCUGUCCAGUAGUCGGUGCCAAGUCCGACCACCACCACAACCUCCACCAGCACCCCUCGGUUCCCCUACCCAAGGACCACCCCGAUGCGAGCCAUGCGGAUGCCCAGAAAUGCCCAGUUCUGAGCAAGACCGUCAGCCAGCCCAAGAGCCAGGCUAUGGACGAUGAGAUCUGCCCCGUGGUCGGAACAGCGACGACGGUACUCCCGCCCGAUCACCCCAGCACCGCAAAGGCGAGCCCGGGUGAUGUAUGCCCUGUAACCAAAGCUACUGUCGGGCACCAUAAGGACAAGGUUUCGCAGCACCCGUCGGUUGACGCUGCCGAGGCUGGUGCUGUAUGCCCAGUCACGGGCCAGAAGGGUGAGAGGCAUUGA